GUUAAAUUACGUUUCUGUGUGGCUGGUGUAAAGUUGUGUUAGUAGGUUUUGCGAAAUUUCGCGUAGCGAUAUCUUGAAUAUAAUCUUUAGAUUUGCUAAGAGUGUUAGCCGGGCAGUGCUACCAGAUUUGUAGCUUAGGUUACCAGUUUGUUUGCAGUUGCUAGCCCAGUGUUGUGGUCUCGUUACAGGACGUGUUUAAAAUGAGCUAACGCUAGAAAGCUGAUCCGUUAGUUUGACUAAUCAACUGGUAACGUUUACUAACCUGCCAUCGUAAAAUUGACCAUUUAUCAAAUUUCUUUCUAAAGGCUGUCAUUUAAUUAUCUGACAUUCCAACUUUAAACCAAGGUGAGGUUUCUUCACCUAAUUAGCUGAAAUCCAGUUAGCCAAUUUAAAGUAGUGUCAUUGCUAUGUACUCUGACAGAACAGUGUAUCAGUGCGAUUGUUUUUUUCAGUUUGCAUGUGAAUUGGAAAACGGUUAUUCAUUUAAACAACUAUUUAGCUUAAUGUGUGAUUAUGCCUGUUGCUGUGGUAUUUUACGGUGAUAGCUGGAAAAGUCUUAGGAAGCUUAGUUUUAUGUGCAAGGGAACGGCUGCUCAGAUGUGUCAGUGUCAGAUUUGGGCAAUCUAUUGCUGAAGUGUUACUAAAGCUGCUCUUUAGGAAGACAAGGUGCCAAGCAGCAAGGAUUGGCAGGUGCUCCUCACCAUGUCCAAGAGCAAGAGCUCGGAGUCAGUCAAGGUGGUGGUCCGUUGCCGUCCUAUGAACGAGAAAGAACGGGCCGCCAAGUAUGAGAGUGUGGUGUCUGUUGAUGUCAAACUGGGCCAAAUUAUUGUGAGAAACCCAAGGGAGUCCUCGGGCAACGAACUGCCCAAAAUCUUUACAUUUGAUGCUGUUUAUGGUUGGAACUCCAAACAGCUAGAAAUGUAUGAUGAAACCUUCAGGCCCCUGGUUGAGUCUGUUCUUCUGGGAUUUAAUGGGACCAUCUUUGCUUAUGGUCAGACGGGUACAGGGAAGACUUACACUAUGGAAGGGGUGAGAAAUGAUCCGGAGAAGAGAGGAGUGAUCCCAAACUCCUUUGAGCACAUCUUCACACACAUUUCACGUUCACAGAACCAACAGUACCUUGUCAGAGCGUCAUACUUAGAAAUCUACCAGGAGGAGAUCAGAGACUUGCUCUCAAAAGAUCAGUCACGUCGUCUCGAGCUCAGGGAGAGGCCCGACACGGGUGUGUAUGUUAAAGAUCUUUCAUCAUUUGUUACCAAGAGUGUGCGAGAGAUCGAGCAUGUCAUGAAUGUGGGAAACCAGAAUCGAUCAGUUGGAGCCACUAAUAUGAAUGAGCACAGCUCACGCUCUCACGCCAUUUUUGUCAUCACGGUGGAGUGCAGUGAGUUGGGUGUGGAUGGAGAGAACCACAUAAGAGUUGGCAAACUCAACCUGGUGGAUUUAGCUGGCAGUGAAAGGCAAACCAAGACUGGAGCUCAGGGGGAGAGGCUUAAAGAAGCCACAAAGAUAAAUCUAUCCCUUUCUGCUCUUGGUAAUGUCAUAUCAGCUCUGGUGGAUGGCAGGAGCAGCCACAUCCCUUACCGAGACUCGAAGCUGACACGUCUGCUGCAGGACUCCCUAGGGGGCAAUGCCCGCACUGUCAUGGUUGCCAACAUUGGCCCAGCAUCCUACAAUGUGGAGGAGACCUUAACAACUCUGCGCUAUUCAAACAGGGCAAAAAAUAUCAAGAACAAACCACGUAUCAAUGAAGAUCCCAAAGAUGCCCUGCUCAGGGAGUUUCAGGAGGAGAUUGCCAGGCUGAAGGCGCAGCUGCAGAAACGCUCAGGAAAGAAAAAGAGAAGGCUGAGGAGGAGAGCUGGGGAAGGGAGCGAUGAUGAGGGUCUGGAAAGUGGCGAGACAGAGGACGAUGAGGAAGAUGGAGACGACAAGGGGGACUACUGGAGAGAACAGCAGGAGAAGUUGGAAAAGGAGAGAAAGGCAAUCCUGGAGGAUCACAGCCUGGUAGCUGAGGAGAAAGCCCGGCUUCUUAAAGAGAAAGAGAGGAAAAUGGAAGACUUCCGGAAGGAGAGGGAGGCCGGAGAGAAGCUUGCAGCCAAAGUUAAGGCGAUGGAGAGUAAGCUCCUAGUAGGGGGGAAGAACAUUGUGGAUCACACCAAUGAGCAGCAAAGAAUGCUGGAGCAAAAGAGGCAGGAGAUUGCUGAACAGAAACGGCGAGAGCGAGAGAUGCAGCAGCAAAUGGAAAGUCGUGAUGAAGAGACACUGGAGCUUAAGGAGACCUACACUUCUCUGCAACAGGAAGUUGACAUUAAAACCAAGAAGCUGAAAAAGCUGUUUUCCAAGCUGCAGUCAGUGAAGGCAGAAAUCCAAGAUCUCCAAGAGGCACACAUCAACGAGCGCCAGGAGAUGGAGCAGAUCCAAAACGAACUCACCAGGGACCUCAAACUCAAACAUCUGAUUAUUGAAAACUUCAUUCCUCUAGAGGAGAAAAACAAAAUAGUCAACAGGGCUUUCUUCGAUGAGGAGCCUGAGGAAUGGAAGAUGAAGCCCAUCACACGUAUUGAGGAUGACCAUCAGAUGAUGAGCAGGCCUCGGUCUGCAGUCGGCUACUGGAGGCCCCUCAGUCACCAUGCCCGUGUGGCCAUGAUGUUGAAGCCUGACAUGAGAUACAAAGCUGAGAACAUCAUAAUGCUGGAUAUGGACAUUCCUGCACGGACCUCUAAAGAGUACCAGGAGCCAGUUAUCGCCCCAAAGCUGGCGGCAGCUCUGGAGGAUGCUCUUCGGGAUGAGGAUGAGAUCGAGGUAGAUGCCUCAAGCUUUCACAGCAGCUUGGGACAAAUGCUGCCUGCUGGUGCUAGCGGCAGCCUCAAGAAGCCAAAGUCAGGACGACCAAGAACAGGCAAGAAGUCGAGUACCCCGACCUCUUCAUACAGCCCCUCCAGCCCAGGAUCCCCUCUUUAUCCCCAAUCCCGUGGCCUGGUGCCAAAGUGAUGGUUCCUACUGCUACUGUCACUGCCUGCCAACCUGUUUUGCACCUGUCCACAUUGGGAAUGACCUUUAGAGGAUGGGUAUAAAAAAAGAUUAAUGCUGCUUUCUAGUUUUUAACUACACCACUGUUAACUGAUCUCUUGAAUACAACAAAACAAUAGCAGCUGUGCAUGACAUUAUACUGCACUGCUUUUACAGUUCCCUAGAUAUUGAUGAAUGUCAGUAAUUUCGUGUGUGUGUGUGUGUGUGUGUGUGAUAGUGAGUGAGUGAGAGAGAGACGCAUCACAAUGUUCUUAACGUACAAAAAAGUAAAGGUGGGCUUAACCUUCCCUUGCACUACUUCAUAUCUUCCUAGAUGUGUGUUAGAUGUCCUUCAUGUUACUGUAAGUGUGGACAUGUGUGUGUGUGUGUGUGUGGUAGUGGAGGGAGGGGGCUGAGAGCUCUGUUGAACCUGGCACUAACAUAGUUGUGUGUGUGUGUGAAUGUGGUGUUGUACAUCUGGCUGCAUGUCUGUGCAUCUUUGAAUCACUGUCUGAAUGGGUUUGUUUGUUUUCUGUUUUUAUCCACGACUUUAAUUGUUGCUUUAGAGGAGCUUUAAGAUUGCGUGUGGCUGCAUGUGCUGGCUUCAGUCUUAAAGGAAUAGUUGCACAUUUUGGCAAAUACACUUACAAAAGAGAAGCGAUAAGAAUUUUUACCACCUUUACGCUGAAGCGUGAAGCAGGAAGUGAUCGGCUUUAGACAUAGCUGGUGAAACUGCCAUUUGAAUUUUAAAAAUUCUCAUACUAAAUUUCUAAUAGGGAGCAUGUCAGCUCAGCUGAAAAGGCAAAACUAUUCAAAUGCAGACAUAGAAUCUAGUUAAUAAAUUAUAAACUGAAUAAUAAACAAACUGCAAAGCAGUUAGUCUGUUACAAUUACCAAAUAAAAUGUUGGUGUUUACAUUUAAUUGUUUUUGGUAAAUCCAGUCAACCUAAUGGAUGUUACUCUGUACAACCUGAAUAUCGGUGUCAAAUCUAGCUCAGCACAACACAAAAGCAAUAAGAACAAGUAAAUUAUUAGUCAAGUUGAAUUCUCAAGCCAAAAAGAGCUUUUAAGUAGGAUCUCACCAAAAUGUUUUUCUGUUCUGAAACCAAAGGCAUGCACAUAGCGAAGCCUGUUUGCAUGUGAAAAUGCGACCAGUGUCAAAAGAGGAAAUGGUUGUAGCCUUUUGCUUUGAUUACUUCCCUUUAAAAGUGAUGUUAUUGGAUUUGUUACCCAGUCAGCACAUUUUAAGUUAUUAAAUAGUUACAUUUCCCUUGUAAUGCAGUGCCACAGUACCUUUGCCAUACUGUGGCUAACUUUAUGUCGUGAUGAUUCACAAGCUAGUUGGUAGCUUACCAUGAACAAUCCGCAUCCCUCAGCUGUAAAGCUGCAUGUGCUGUAGACAGUACUGAAAGGUUUACUAAUAGCAGUCAGAGCUCAAACUAUGUGAUGUCACUCUUUCUAAAUGAGCACAAACACAUUUAAAAUGAAAUAUUUAUUGGAAAAAAAUACACACGACAUAUUAUGAUUGAGUACCUUAGAACUGUUUUUGUUCUUCAGCUGAGCCAAGCUAAGCUUCUUAGUUUCUGCUUGUGGUUUAUGUAGCGUACAGAUUUCACACUAAUACAUAAGCAAACUUUCUCAAAUGGUGGACUAUUUCUUUAAGUCUGUAUGAUUGCAAGUGUGCAGGUCAGAAAAUAAAGCAUGCUUCAGAUCUGGACUCAGUCACGAGUUGCUGUAAUCAGUAGAUGCUGUUCUUCCUGAGACACACAAGGGAGGUGGGGAACAUGGGGGGAGAGCCCGACACAUGUACCCUCUGUGGACAGUUUCUAGGUUGCAUGACAUAGCAGUUGGCCACCAGGCCAGAGAUCAGCUUGAACUACAGCCUGAGCCACGUCAAAAGUACUGUCCUGGAAUGUGCCUCAGAUUUGUCAGGGUUCCAUGGUGCCUUAAUCUGCAUCCUCAGUCUCUGCCCCUUCAUUUGAGCCGUGCACACACAGGCCUCCCAGUCUUCGUCGGCUCAUCUACAACUUCAUUCCAGGAUCAGAGAAUCGUUAAGAGCGUGAAGUUCAGUCGGGGGCAUCCUGGGUCAUUUGGAUAAGCACCACUGCAAAGUUGGGCAGAUGAAGGGUCAACAUAUUUUCCUUGUGAUUUUUAUUUUUAUCUACCUUGGUAUUUGUGUGAGUGUAAAAGAACAUUAAACCCCCACAGACACACCAUUCAACAUUUGCCUCCAGGUGGACAAUAUGCAGUUUUAACCGUCAUGGUUCAGCCUGCCUCUCUGCUGCUCUCUGUUCCCCAUAUUCUUAACCGUGAAGGGGUGCGCUCUCUGCUCGCUGCUACCAUGCAGGGUUUUCCAACCCACUGUGUCAUUUCAGCAAGCGUGGGUCAAGUGGCAAAUCUUUUUAAAAUACUUGUGAUGUGUGCAGUUUGUGAGUUGAAGACUUGUAAACCAUCAGGGCUAUGUCUCUAACAAUCCCUGUGAGGUCUAGGUAGCCCUAACUCUACCUCUGUGCAAUAAAAGUAUGUGACUUUUUUUUUCUUUUUUUUUGAAAAUUGUUUUCCUAAGUCGUGGCAAUCGGGGAGAAAACGAGGAAAAAAAUUGUAACUAACGUGUAUUUACAUUUAUCCCAAACCCUCCCCCCCCCUCCCUCUUUUCAAACCACCGACUUAAAGUUGGGGUCCGACCUCACAGGGUACCUCAAGGAUCUCUCUGCUGUUUGACCCAUGCCUGCGUAUCUAUUUAGAUACUGUAAUGAAUAUAACUUGUUUAAAGGCAAUCCUUAGUCACUUUUAGAUCUGUAAGAAACACAUGAGUUUCCAUAUUGAAAAAGUCUAACUUAUUACGAUCCUAUGUUUUUAUAUACAAAUGUAGAUAUAAUUUUUUAUUCAUUCUUUUUCUUGAAAAUAGAUUGUUGUUAUUUUAUUUUUGGAGCUCUGUAAUUUAAUGUUGAAAUGUUGUUGUUGUUUUUUUCAUCAUAUAUAUAUUAUGUGUCUUUGUAUUCGGCAAGGUACAGGCUUGUUUUCCCCACUUAGUUGAUGAGUUUUCCACAUGGAUGUUGAAAGCAUGGGUCAUGUUGUUGAUGUGGGCCUGUGCAGAGAGAGUCACGGUUCAGUAUUGGCACAUUAGCUGUAAGUUGUACUUCACAAACAUAAAUAUUAAAAUAAGAGCUAACAUUGAAACGCUGUAUACGCAUGACUUUAGCACGCUUGAGUAACAUGUUUUGGUUGUGACUGUGUUCAUCGGUCAUAGAAAGUUAGUGAACAAAAUGUGAAUGUAUAAUUUAAUUGAAAAAUCUUGUAUCACUUAGCUACAUCACUGGAUCCAAACUCCAAGACUGUUUGCGAUCAAUUUUUACAUGCUGUCAUUGUAGCCAUAUGACGAUUCUGCUGGUGCGCUUAUGUAUCUGACUUGGCUAUGUCUUCUACUUGUUUAGUGUCUUUACAUUAAUAAAGAGAAAUUAAUGGGA
Molecule: messenger RNA, 6473 nt
Organism: Haplochromis burtoni (Burton's mouthbrooder)
Lineage: Eukaryota; Metazoa; Chordata; Actinopteri; Cichliformes; Cichlidae
Gene: kif3b
Product: kinesin family member 3B
Exons: 9
Coding region: 703-2988 (761 amino acids)
Biological process (GO): microtubule-based movement
Molecular function (GO): microtubule motor activity; ATP binding; microtubule binding
Source: RefSeq, a predicted model, not a curated record